CUACACCUUCCUCCAAAAUUGAUUCCAACCAGAAUCCUAAAACUCGGUCGCCGACCCACUAUGAUUUUCAACCCGGAAGUGUAGUCUGAACUUUCCGGCCGGCGCAGUGAGAGCAAAAUACCACCCGGAAGUGACGCCGCCUCCUCUGCCGCUGCCAUGAAGCUGAGACUCAGAUCAGCCGUGACCAAAGAAACCAUACGGGUAGACGUCCCUUCUUCUUCCACCCUGCCGGAACUCAAACGCCUGCUUUCUCAGGCACUCCCCGGAUCAUCCGCCGACUCCUCUCAUUUCUCUCCAGAUUAUAUUCGUCUCUCGCUCAACCAUAGAGACGAGCUUCGAUGCUCUUCGCCCGACGAAACGCUCCAGAUGCUAGGUAUUACCUCCGGUGACCUCAUCUUCUUCUCCCUUAAUCCCAAUCCUCGUGAAUCAUUGGAAACCCUAAAUUCUUCCAUUUCAUGCUCUAAUUUACCGGUUGAAUCGUCCACGAAACCUGAUCCCGCGAGCCAGAACGAGAAAUCAUCAGAAUCAAGUUCUGAUUUCUUGAUUGAAUCGACAGAGAAUUCCGAUUCCAUCAACCAGAACCAGAAAAACCUAGAGCCAAGUUCUAUUUUCCAGGUUGAAUCGGCCAAGAAAUCUGAGUACGUGAACACCACAGGGUUGCUCCACCCAGGAGAGGAAGUAGAGGGGGAACUCAUGGAAAUAGAUUGGGAUGUGAAUGAUGAUGAUGACCAGCUUUCAGUCACACCUGGGAAAUCAUUUUCAAUUCCUGGAUUUUUGAGAAAAGUGUUUACAGAGGAGUUGAGUAAUGAUGAUGGUGGUGUUAGAGAUCACAAGCUCUUGAUGAUUGCCGUUCAUGGCGUUCUGCUUGAGUCUGGAUUUGUUGGUUUCGACCCAAUCCUGCUUAAGAAAAUCAUCAGAUUUCAAUCACCAUUCCAAAGAGGAGGUACUGAUCCCUGUUACACACUGCUUGAGAUUGCUGAUAAUGUCACUGUUAAUGACCAGAACAGUAAUAAUAUCAUCCCCACUUUUAAUCUUAAGAUUCAGACACUAGGGAAGUUUGUGAUAGUUUAUGGUUUUCUCUCAUCUGGCACUUCCCUAGUGCACCAUGUUGAACUAAAUGAAGAACACUUAGUUCCACUGUUGAAUGUUGCCUGGUCUAACUGUGGGUUAUCUGAGAAAAUAAUUCCCGAAGAAGAUGGCCUUAUAUGGACUUCGCCUGAGAAAGAAAUUUUCCAGUUCUGGAGGACCGUCAAGGACAGGCUUGCAUUGCCAUUGCUGAUCGACAUCUGUGAGGUUGCUGGUUUUGGACUCCCACCAUGCUUUGUGAGACUCCCCACUGAACUCAAGCUGAAAAUCUUGGAAUUACUGCCCGGAGUUGAUUUGGCAAAGAUGAGCUGUGUCUCAUCUGAGCUGAACUACUUGGUGUCAAACGAUGACCUGUGGAAGCAGAAGUAUUUGUGUGAAUUUGGGAAUCCUUCUGAUGUGAGGAGGAGGUUGGCUGGGAAGUUGGUUGAAUUUGAUUUUGGGAGUUCUGCUGAAGAUGGUGGCUGGAAAAAGAAGUUCAGCUCAGCUUUAAAAAAAUUGAAGAGUAGGAGGAGGACUGUGAUGUUCAGAAGAAGACCUUUUGGGUAUAUGAUUCCUCCCUUUGUAGGUCCUUGGCAACCACGAAUUAUUGGAGAUCAUAAUCCAAUGCUACAGCCUCUACUUGACCAUCCUCAUCAUAUCGAUACCUCCAUUCCCAGGCGGUUGGGUAGUCAUGUGCCUCACUGUGAUCUCAGGUAGUUUUGAAACACAUGGGAUUUGCUUACCUUUUCAGUGCACAUUAUCAUGACAAUCUCCAAUUAUCUUGUCUUUUUUGGUAGGAGUAAGGUCUAUGUAUAACCUUCCUCGCGUGUGGCACCCCUUGUGUUUUGUUCUUGUUCUUGUUCGUAUUAAGAUCUGAUUGUGGCACUCUAAUGCAGUGUUGAAUGCCAUUUGAGCAGUGGUUAAGUUUUGUAUUUUGUGUUAUCAAAUGUUUUGUGUUUCCCUAUAUCCUUCGACUAAUUGUGUUUUUUUGAGCAAUCUUGGACUAAUUG
Cuscuta campestris is the source of this 2075-nucleotide messenger RNA. The record is from the annotation of a GenBank genome assembly. Lineage: Eukaryota; Viridiplantae; Streptophyta; Magnoliopsida; Solanales; Convolvulaceae.